Molecule: messenger RNA, 1151 nt
Organism: Kockovaella imperatae
Lineage: Eukaryota; Fungi; Basidiomycota; Tremellomycetes; Tremellales; Cuniculitremaceae
Exons: 4
Coding region: 86-874 (262 amino acids)
Biological process (GO): tRNA wobble uridine modification
Cellular component (GO): elongator holoenzyme complex
Source: RefSeq, a predicted model, not a curated record
CCGAGACACUGCUUGGGUCAGCCGAAAUGCUCAUGAGCCUCCUCUCCUGCCCACUGCGAUUCCUCACGUCGCAUCCAGAAACCCCAUGACUUACCUCACUGAGCAUCUCACUUUUGGUCCAAGUACCAGCUCGAACGAGAAUGCCGGUGCACUACCAGGUCCCGGGUCUCAUCUCGUCAUAUCCGACUGUCUAGCAUCCCCAGCUACAUUCACACUGUACCACCUCCUUCAGGCGGCCAUAGGCAGACGAUUGCCCGUGAUCUUCAUAGAUAUCAGAGGGGAAGGCAAGAAGAGUUUGGAGGCUGUAUUGAGGAGACUUGGAACGGCUAUGCCAAAGUCUUCUGAGAUCUUUUCGUACAUCUCGCCUGUGUCCUUCCCGUCGACAAACGUCGAGGCGCCCGAACCCUGUCUAUUCGAUGAAGAAGGUCGACAUGACCUCAAGCCAUUGUACGCCAGGAUUGCAUCACGCAUCUCAGAUCAAGACACGCUCGUCAUUCUCCAUGGACUAUCGGACAUAAUGAGUAUGGGAAUACCGACCCAAGAUGUGCAUCGCUUUGUUCGAGCUGUCGACGCAGCUGUCCGCAAAGCAUCCUGUAUCCUCGUGACGACCCUUCACGCCGAUGGACUCGCUGAAGGAUCCCUCACGAACGAUCAAGUCCUCCUUGAAAAGCUGCUCCGGUCCGCGACUGCCUGGUGGAGAGUCGAAGAACUUCAAAGUGGCAGAAGUGGUGACGUUCACGGCGAGAUAUCGUCACACCCCUUGGCGACGAAUGGUAAUGAGACAUCAGUGCCCAAAAGCCACCCUCUUCAAUACCGGCUGGAGAUGAACACUGUCAAGGUAUUUGCGAAAGGUACCGGUAGAGGUUACCUUUGAAGGCAUUCGACGGAUCCGAUACUGCGUCCGAGAUCAAACGCCAUUCACAAGGCCACUCUCGCUGUUUAUACAGCCCGUCUAUAGCGAUCUUCAAUCGGACGUGCAUGACGAUCGGCCUCAAUGAACGUCAAUUGUCAAUGUAGGACCCUGUCUCGUGAUUGGCGGAACUGCUUGCUCUCCGGAUCCAAAGCGUCAUCAAUCAUAGCCGAGACCGAAGAGUUGUCCUGCCACUCACUUCGAGUCGCCUUGCCAUAGCAGAGCAGAUGCAUAUGCGAUU